Molecule: messenger RNA, 969 nt
Organism: Teleopsis dalmanni
Lineage: Eukaryota; Metazoa; Arthropoda; Insecta; Diptera; Diopsidae
Product: putative nuclease HARBI1
Exons: 1
Coding region: 1-969 (322 amino acids)
Source: RefSeq, a predicted model, not a curated record
AUGAAUAUAGGAAGUGAUAAAACCUUGUAUCGAUUUUCAAAGGAAAACAUUCAAUGGUUAGUGGAUUAUUUUUUGCCUUCAACUAGUGAAACACGUGGUGGAGGCUUGGAUGGAUUCACAAAAAUGUGUACAUACCUUCGAUUUUUGGCGGAUCCAGGUUUUCAAUGUGGAAUUGGGGAAGAUAUCGGUAUUCAUCAGUCCACUGCAUCACGCAUAAUUAAAGAAAUGGCAUUUAUUAUUUCGCAACGUGCAGCAGAAUGGAUCAAAUUUCCGGAAACAACGACUGAAUUCAAGGCAGAACAACCGUUAUGGAGCACGAAAUAUAAAAUGCCAUUUGCAGUAGGAGCAAUUGAUUGCACUCAUUUCAAAAUAAAAAAACCUUUAAAUAAUUGUGAUGAAUACAUUUGUAGAAAAGGGUUUUUUUCAAUAAAUGUGCAAGCAACAUGCAAUGCUAAUGAAUUGUUUACAAGUGUCGAUGUUUCUUGGCCUGGUUCUGUGCAUGAUUCAAGAAUUUUUAAAAAUAGUUCGGUGCACAAUGUGAUUAAAAGCAAUGAUGUAGAAGCAUAUUUACUUGGCGAUGAAGGAUACGGUAUUGCGCCAUGGUUAAUGACACCCUUUAAAAAUCCAUCAAAUCCCAUUGAAGCCUUAUAUAAUUCCACAAUAACAAAGGAAAGAAUUAUCAUUGAACGUUGCUUUGGUCAAUUAAAGCAGAGGUUUGCAUUAUUUCAAUAUAAAAUUCGUGUUGAUAUAGAAAUUGUACCACAAAUAAUUAUAAGUGGUUUUGUUCUGCAUAAUAUAGCAAAACAUCUUAAUGAUACAUACGAAUAUUCAACAGAUUUAGAAAGUAACAUCGAAAAUGUAGUGUUUUCUUCAAAUGAAAUCAGCGGAGUUACUUGCAACCAGAUUCGAGAAAACGGCAAACGAAAACGGUUAACAAUUGCCAACAUGUUAUCAGAUAACAGUAAUUAG